Haliotis rufescens (red abalone) is the source of this 4944-nucleotide messenger RNA. Its product is annotated as arrestin domain-containing protein 3-like. The transcript is spliced from 7 exons. Gene Ontology annotation, biological process: protein transport. The coding region runs from base 88 to 1524 and encodes 478 amino acids. The record is from RefSeq and is a predicted model, not a curated record. NCBI's taxonomy places the organism in Eukaryota, Metazoa, Mollusca, Gastropoda, Lepetellida, Haliotidae. Gene Ontology annotation, cellular component: cytoplasm.
UGGAGCUUGAACCAUACGCGGAGUUCAUAUCUGACAUGUUCUCUGUUUUGUUGAUAUGUGCGAUGCGGUCCUGUUGAAUUUGUGACGAUGGCUUAUACAGUUCACCCAGAUCAUUUUCACAUCACCCUGAACACCGACUGUCUCCAAGAUGUAUGGAAUACGAACCCAUUUCAAAGACCCCUCAUCGAUGUGGUCAAGCCCGGAGGUUCUGUGGAAGGGGUAGUGCGAGUAACGGUCUCUGAAACACUACGAUGCAAUGGGAUAUUUCUGUCUGCAAGAGGACUCAUGUGUGUUUGUGAAGGGCAUUUCGAUGCUGAAAAUCUGUUCCUGCUCGUAGAAGAUACUUUUCAAGGAGUCCAGGAAAAAAUGAAGACCUAUGACCACCAUGAGGAAAGGGACUUAAUGGUAUUGCCGAAACUUCAACUGUUAGAUUGUAGAGAACAAGGAAUUCUGCUUCCAGGAGAGCAUCAACUUCCUUUCAAAUUUGAAAUCUCCACUGCAAUGCCUUCCUCCUUCCGAGGUGAACAUGGCUUCAUCGCCUACUGGAUAGAGGCCUCUAUAGACCAGAGGCCAUAUGGAAAUGACAUCAAAUGUCGGAAAGAUUUCAACAUACACGGCUUCUUUGACUUGAAUCAUGAUGAGAUGGCCUUGGUUCCAUAUGAGGAAACAUGUGAAGACUCCAACUGCUGCUUGUGUUGCAAAGACGGAUUUUACAGUUUUAAGAUUUCUUUACCGAAGAAAGGGUAUGAAAGGAGAGAAACAAUCCAACCAGUGAUUGAGAUAACGAACAACACGCAAUCCAGUGUUCUUGCUCAGAUUAAGUUCAGUAAGAAAGUUGAAUAUGCUGUUGGGGGACAUACCUGGGAAGAGGAGUCUGUGAAACUGAACGAAUACCACCGCAAGGUGGAGGCGGGGAUGGAUGACGUCUGGAGACCAGACAUUACACUUGGAGACCAACUCCUGCCGUCAAGACUCCUACCAUCCCUUAAUACAUGUAUCAGGGUCAUUUAUAAACUGCAUAUGCAAGCUGAAGUCUCUGGCUGCAAUUGUGAUCAAGUCAGUACAUCAACAGAGAUUUUUAUUGGUGACACCGGCAUGCCAUUUGCCACUGGUCCUCUGCCAGUGAUGACACAACCACUGCCUCAAACCUUUGUCUACGAGCAAGUUGACUUAACAGCAUGUAGUGGUGGAGUACCAGAACGCCGGCCUUUACUCCCGGCUGGCUAUCCUGAGAAGGGAGGAAUCUCUGAGACGGGCUACCAUCAGGGCUACCCUGGCGUUCCAAGACCUCCCAUAAUGCACCAGCCAGUCCCUCCCACUGCGCCACCUGUUGAUGAUCAACCACCACCUCCGAGCUACUCUGAAUGUAUCCAAAUGUCUGUGCUGUCUGGACCUGGGGCCCCAUCGGCACCCCCCGCAGGUCGCCCUGCAGGAUUCCCGCAGGAUGCAGCUGCUCCCUACCCACCACCAGCACAGAGCUACCCCUACCACCAACCUGCAGAGGACCAAUGGAAAUACUCAUGAUGAAGUAGAACAUACAACAUGGACUUACACAGACCUGGGCAGUGGGCGGUGUUUAUCCCUAAGUCUUCUUGUAUUUACCUAGACCUGGGCAGAGGCCGGUAUUUAUUCCUAAGUCUUCAUGGAUUUAUGUAGACCUGGGCAGAGGCCGGUAUUUAUUCCUAAGUCUUCAUGGAUUUAUGUAGACAUGGGCAGAGGCCGGUAUUUAUUCCUAAGUCUUCAUGGAUUUAUGUAGACAUGGGCAGAGGCCGGUAUUUAUUCCUAAGUCUUCAUGGAUUUAUCUAGACCUGGGCAGUGGCAGGUAUUUAUUCCUAAGUCUUCAUGGAUUUAUCUAGACCUGGGCAGUGGGAGGUAUUUAUUCCUAAGUCUUCAUGGAUAUAUGUAGACCUGGGGAGUGGCAGGUAUUUAUUCCUAAGUCUUCAUGGAUUUAUCUAGACCUGGGCAGUGGCAGGUAUUUAUUCCUAAGUCUUCAUGGAUUUAUCUAGACCUGGGCAGUGGCAGGUAUUUAUUCCUAAGUCUUCAUGGAUUUAUCUAGACCUGGGCAGUGGCAGGUAUUUAUUCCUAAGUCUUCAUGGAUUUAUCUAGACCUGGGCAGUGGCAGGUAUUUAUUCCUAAGUCUGCAUGGAUUUAUCUAGACCUGGGCAGUGGCAGGUAUUUAUUCCUAAGUCUGCAUGGAUUUAUCUAGACCUGGGCAGUGGCAGGUAUUUAUUCCUAAGUCUUCAUGGAUUUAUCUAGACUGGGCAGUGGCAGGUAUUUAUUCCUAAGUCUUCAUGGAUUUAUCUAGACCUGGGCAGUGGCAGGUAUUUAUUCCUAAGGCCUUUGUUUAUCCCUAAGUCUUCAUGAAUUUAUUUAGACCUGCUCAGAAGCCGGUAUUUAUGUCUUCAGGGAUUUAUCUGGACCUGAUCAGAGGCCGCUAUUUGUCCCUGUCUUCAGGGAUUUAUUUAGACCUGUGCAAAGCAAAUGUCUUCACUCUUAAGCAAAUGUCAGUAAAAAUUCCGAAAAAUACUAUUGAAAGGUUCCCAAGUCAUGUUAAAAUAUACCACUGAAAAUGAAGUUUAAGAGCACCCAAGUUUUUAUUGUGACUAUAGUUAAUCCGUCAUGGCUAUUGCAUCAUGCAGCCUUCCAAUUAUGGGUGUUUUGAGUAGUAUAGUUAUAUAUAAUGUAAUAGUUUUGUCGGAUCAACUUGUAUAGCAGUAAUAUCAGGACCAAGAAAGACAAAGAGGCUUUAAUGCUGAGUUUUACAUUCUUGAUUGUAAAUGUUAAGAUGCAAUGUUAAGAUGCAAUGUUAAGAGACCCCUGAAUGUAAGAAAGUAUGAAUACAUCUGCUGGACUGAUGGGUCAGAAGAGUCUUGAGUUGGACUUCUGGUAUUAAGUCAAAAGAGUCUUCACGGCACUUGUUACAAGCUUCAGUGACAGGUCCCGGGGAUUUAGAAGGGGACUCUAGGGAGCUCAUAUUUUUAUAUGAAUACAGAAAUAAGAAAUACCUUUGUUUUUUGGAAAUCCUGAUUAGAUUGUCAUGUGAACUGAGGUAUACAUUCUUCAAAUAAUGGUGUUACGUCAAAUAUUCAAGUCUUUCAAUCAUUUUGAUAAAAUGCUAUUUUGAUAAAUUAUGUCUGUGCAAAAUCACCUGUUUUUCUUUAGUGCUUGUUAUGGAUGUAACCAUUGAUCAAACUUUCGCUUCAUUGCGUCAAUACAUCAAUGACACAUUCAAAACAUCAAUAGUUCAUAAUCAUCAAUGUCAUGCUACAAUACUGAUGUUGUUGAUGGAUGUGAAUUAAAUACUUUAAAAAUAUAGUCAUUAUAUAUUUCCAUUACUUUUAUUCUAACAUACAUGAAGAGUCUUCAUUGGAGGACACUCCCUAAGCUCCCUAACAUCUGAACCCAAGGCAUGGUGGGUAUUUUUAGCUUUGGGCUCAUGUCCAAUAAAGGAAAUUAAAGGAGGCGUUCUUACCCAAUCGUGGGCCGGUCGGGUAGCCAACAUGGGUACAAUGUGUGAAGCCCAUUUCAGGUGUCCCCCACUGUGAUAUUGCGGGAAUAUUGCUAAAAGCGGCGUAAAACCACACUCACUCACUCACUUACCCAUUCGUGACCAACUUGCGUUAUUCCAUCCAAGCGCAAAUUUAAAUUAACGGGCAUAGUUUUAAAAGAAUUGUCAACUCGUUGCGUAAUGAUUCACAUAUAUUUCCACCAUGUCAUUUGUAUAUCAGAUGCUAUUUAAAACACAUCGGGACUUACGGUAUUUAUACAGUAUGAUUAAACACAUUUAGCUGUAUGUUGGGUAUAUUCUUAGAUGCUAGACAUUAAUGUGUGUAAAAUCAAAAAUUAUUCCUGGGGGAUUCUUUGACAUACCAUAUAUGACCGCGUAUAAGCCGAAUUUUGUACUUUAAGUCAUACGUGCAUUCUGAUUGGUUUGUCAUAUUUUGGCACAUACCAUUCAUCGAUAGGGGGACGAGUCUUCUUGCAGGUUACAGAAAGGGGCGAGUGGUGACGAAUGGUUCUUGCCAUGCUUUCACAAUACCCCUGCCAUCAGGCCACUAUUCCCCUAAUAUUGCAAUAGUGUUUUUUGUACAUUGCAGUAAUGUUGCAACAGAAAUAAUGCCCCCAAUAUUUACCCCUAUACAUGUAACAAUAGUUAUAUUUGGGAUAACACUCUCAGUAAAGUACAGAUUCUAGUACUUUUUGGGGUUGAGUUCCAUCCGGGACCUAAACCCUAACUGCCAGAGUGAGGCACCUGAUCACCAGCACACAAAGUCAGUGAUCUAACCCACUCAGCCACCAAGGCUUCCACAAAAAUGAAAGUCCGACAACUGGUAGUCUAGAUGACAUACUUUGUGUACCCCUCUGGCAUGGCACCGAAGACCGAAAGCUAUGAAGACACAAUGCUAUUUUAGGAAGUGGUCAAAUGUAACAAAUGUUAUAUUUGGGAUAACACUUUAUCAUUUGACAUUUGUUACACUGGACCACUGUCUGAAAUGGCAUUGUGUGUUCCUAUACAUGUAGUGUGAAGUGUUGUGUGGUAUGUCUGUCACACACUGGUAUGGAGGUCACACAUGGUGUUCUCAACCAGCACAAUGCUGCAGUAUUUUAUGAACUGCCAUUUUACCUCACUCACUUUGUUGUUUUGUGGGGAAGCUGUUGUUUUUUUAUUAGCCCCUUUGUUAUUUCAACAAUUGUUUCUGAAAUUUGAUACUUUUAUUAUCAGCAUAUGAUACUAUUUUUAGCUACAAUGUUUUUGCCUCGGAAAGUUACUUCAAAGAGGGCCUGUAAGACAUGUUUACAUCAUAUAGAGUCCUGUAAGACAUGUUUACAUCAUAUGGAGGAUGUGUAAGACAUGUUUACAUCAUAUGGAGUCCUGUAAGACAUGUUUACAUCAUAUGGAGGAUGUGUAAGACAUGUUUACAUCAUAUGGAGGAUGUGUAAGAC